Messenger RNA from Camellia sinensis, 1515 nucleotides. Lineage: Eukaryota; Viridiplantae; Streptophyta; Magnoliopsida; Ericales; Theaceae. The record is from RefSeq and is a predicted model, not a curated record.
GAAAUGGAUGCAGAGCAUAUUUAUUUACCACCAUUCCUUGAUUAUGAAGAAGAAAUGGCGGCAUGGGAAGAGGAAGAAAAUAUAUUACUUCAUUUAUAUGCUUCCAACAACAUCAUCAUAGCUCAAUAUCUUCAAGAAGAUGAUCAAUUAGUACAUAAAGGUUCAGUUUAUGGACAUAUAGUGAGAGAUCGUAAAAGGGAAGAAGGUCAUGCUCAAUUAUGGAAUGAUUACUUCUCAGAGAACCCGACCUAUGAGGAAAAUUUAUUUCGUAGGAGAUUUCGAAUGCGUAGAAGUUUAUAUUUACAGAUUGUUGAUGCCGUGAAAGCUCACGAUGAUUUCUUUGUGCAGAAGAAGGAUGGUCUUGGUAGACUUGGAUUGUCUACUUUGCAAAAAGUAACAAGUGCAUUUCGAAUGUUGGCAUAUGGAACGGCGGCCGAUUCUACGGAUGAAUAUAUACGAAUUGGUGAGUCUACUGCCAUUCUAUGUAUUAAAAAGUUUUGUCGGGCAAUCGUUGAGAUAUUUGGAAAAAAAUACCUUAGAUCACCUAAUUCCAAUGACAUUGCAAGUUUGUUAAAAAAAGGUGAAGAACGGGGCUUCCCAGGGAUGCUUGGGAGCCUUGAUUGUAUGCAUUGGUCUUGGAAAAAUUGCCCAACAGCUUGGGCAGGACAAUACUCUGGACGUGGUGGAUCCCCAACUAUCAUUCUUGAGGCAGUGGCAUCUCACGACCUAUGGAUUUGGCAUGCAUAUUUUGGCUUACCGGGCUCCAACAACGACAUUAAUGUCUUGCAAUCAUCGAAUUUGUUUGCGAAUCUCACCCAAGGUAUAGGUCUUCCUGCUCAUUAUACUAUCCAUGGCAUAGAGUUUAAUGUUGGCUAUUAUCUAGCAGAUGGUAUAUAUCCGAAGUGGUCAACUCUCGUACAAACUAUUUCUAAACCUCAAGAUCCGAAGAAACAACACUUUGCAAUGAUGCAAGAAGCAUGUCGAAAAGACGUUGAACGAGCAUUCGGAGUACUUCAAUCACGAUUUGCUAUAGUCAAGGGACCAGCUCGUUUUUGGAAUAAGUGUGUGUUACAUGAUAUCAUGUCUGCGUGCAUCAUAAUGCAUAACAUGAUUGUUGAGGAUGAGGGUGGUGAACAUGCAAGUGUUAUUAAUUCUGGUACUCCAGCUACCAUCCCCAAUGUUGAGAUGGUGGUAGAUGAAACAGAACAAUUUCAACAGUUUCUUGCCCGACAUAAAAAAAUAAAAGACAAAGAGGCUCACUAUGUUUUGAGAAAUGCAUUGGUUGAGCAUUUGUGGGAAAGACAUGGUAAUUGCCACAUUUAGAAGACAUGGUUAUUGAUGUGAAUGCUCCAUUUAUUGUUUUUGCACUUGGAGCUUUUUGAGUUUACAUGUACUGGAGCUUUGUUUUUUACUCAAGCCACUGCUCUCUCAUUUUCCCAACAUAUAUCAGUGGCUACAAUUCUCUGUAUUGCUGUUAGUUUUGUCUUUAGUAAUGGGAUGUAAAUUGGAAGAUAC